AUGACGAAGGGUGGAAAAAGUUCGGCCUCUUCCGGUACUCGCAAGAAGCAUGCUCGCAAAGCGGCAGCUGGUAGCGAGCCAGUGGUUGCCCAGCAGGCUUCAACGAAAAAGGCUAAGCUAAAGAAAGGCGAGAAACCGCCACCGAAGGUGAAACAAUUCAUUCCUCCAUCAAAACCCGCCCCAGUGAAAGUCGAUCCGUUGGACUCCUUGGGACUUGCAAGCACGCUCGAUCAAGACCUUGUGUUCAUUCUUCGAAAGCUUGCGAAGAAAGAUUCUGUUACUAGGGAAAAGGCUAUUGAGGACUUGCGGACAUGGGCAGAUAAUCACAAAGGCACGACCCUGUCAGAUAUGAUGCCUGUCUGGCUAAGCCAUCUCCCCUCACUAUUUCUCCAUCCCUCAAAAAGGCUUCGGGUUCUGUCAUCUUCCCUUCACGGAAAGUUCCUGACCCUAUCCGAGAGUCGUGCAGCUAUCCUCCACUUCUUUACCCAGACUGCCGAUGCUUCGGAGUCAAAGCCCAUUCUAGGAUCCUGGUUACUGAGUGUGCACGACGUUGAUAUUUCUGUUCGACGUGAAUCCCUUCGGAAUUGGACAAACUUUACCGUGUCUAGGGGGGUUUCAUCGGAAGUUGACUAUGCUAAACAGCACCUCGAUCUCAAGGCGCAGGAUCUAUUGGACGGGCUCUCCCAGUUCUCUGUUGAUGCUUUGCUCAAUUCAGAUGCUCUCUUUUUGAAUGUUUUCCCCCCCGCUCCCACUGCACCUGAGCCACCUUUACGGGGCACAGGUCAGAGACGCAGUCUUGGGAAGCAACGGGAGCCACUGGAUAGCACGGUCCCCGAAGAGCCAACACGAAAAUUGCUCGUGGAAGAGGAAGCAGAAAAUGACCGACGCGCGAGGCUCCGCAUUGGUGCUUUGGGAGCCAUUGAGUGGCUUCUAGGUAAACCCUUUCCUGACUUACCAAUUUUGUCUGACUCCGGGAUGAUAGGCUAUUUCCGAGGCUCCAGCACGAAGCCGCAGAGCAUCCUUACCAUGUUGCAGAAUAUUCUCUUAGAACCGGCGAUUUUCUCCUCAUUGUUUCAUGGACGGUCCCUCGUUCAUGCACCAGGGUUAGAGUUCGAUGCCUUUGGCUAUUCCCAACCGCUAUUACGCCAGUCAGCAUGGGCACUUGUCCAUUGUAUUUCACAGUUUCAGGCAGAAAAUAAUAUCGAAGAUCUAAACCUCCUGAACCUCAGUAUAUAUGCAAUGGGUUCCGCGUGGGACGAGCCAGACCCUUCUGUGCGAAUUAAAUUGCUGGUUCCUCUUGUGACGUUGUUGAAAAAUGUGCCAAAAGUCUGGAUUAUGCCCGAUGGCGUAUCGGAUAAUGCUGAUUCUGGAUCAGGAGACGACGCCAUCGAGGCAGAAGACGACGAUGAGGAUGCGGCAGGGCCUGCCACAGUGCGCCAAGAAUCGCCACAUCCAUUGCAUGCCAGAGAUUCUAGCAACUGGCCGUACCAGAAAUUCCUCGAAUUUCUCCAGUCCGGUUGCAACGGGUCGCCUUUAGAGGCUUAUCCUAUUGUCGUCUUGAUAUUGUCCACUAUUCCCUCUACUGUGCUGCCAUUAGAAUCCACAGAAAAGUUAAAAGAGCUAUUCGAUCAUCUAUGGGCUGGGCUCCAGAACCGCACGGUCGCCAGAGCACUCCAGCGAGACAGAGUGGUGACAGCGUUUCUUGAUGCUAUUCUCGAUAGUGUGUGGCUCUGUGCUCGCAAAUUUGGUGCGAAUGAUGCCCGAACUGUGGGGAGUGGUGUCGGAGGGUCUGAUGUGGCCGAAUGGCUCGUCCAAACCCAAUGGGAUCAACUCUGGCAGAAUGCCCUUAGUGGCUCGCUACACGUUCCCGAAUCGCUUCUGGGGUCAUCAAUUGGGAAAGGAUUAAUAAGCGUGGCUUCGAUACACUCAAAUCUCUUUCAUUCUGCAUGGAAGCCCAUCACAUGUUUGGAUGCAGCUGGCCUGAUGUCGAGACUACAUAACGUGAACGUGCUGCGUAUCACUCGCGCAGUCGAUGACAAGUUCGCCACAUCGGACGGAUCAAACACCGCGUAUUUCGAAGCGUUGCCUCCUUUGCUUUUAGAUGACUCCAUCCUCCAUGCAUUACAACAUUCCGAUGAUCGAAUCCUUGAGCCAUCGCAAAUUUGGAGCCUUUACAAGGAGUACGGGUCACUUCAACCCGAACGCGCAGCUGUACUGUGGUCCCUGCUAGUCAGGUCUGCGUCUAAGAAUAAAUCACUACUCUCUAUUCUGUUAGAAGAACCCCUUCUCGAAGUGCAAGCCCCGGAUGCGGAGGUAUUUUCCGAUUUUAUCGUUCACACACUCUCGUCUGCCUUUGAUCCGGAGGAUCCUCAGAAUGAGGAGUCGGUCUCCUUGAUGGAAAAGCUUCUCAGAAGACGGAAUGCUUUUCUAAGUCCCCCACUUGUUGACCAGGUCAAGGCGAAGAUUGGGUCCGCUACCGAAUCCGCAACCCGUGGGCUGUUAAAUGGGGUUGACACCAUCGCAAUAAUCAGCGCCUGUCAGCGUCUUUCGCUGCAGUUUCUGUCUCAAAUGGAUCCCGAGGAUGAUUUCUGCUCACAUUUGGCGGCGAAUAUGUUCGUACAAGCUGAAUUGUUGGCAACUGAUCGUUCAUCCAUGACGGAGAAGUUGAACAGCCUCGUGCGUGAUUGGAUCCGCCGUGCAUCGUCCAAUGCGAAACGGGUCCUGGCUAGUACCGUGCAGAACCCCUUGGUCUUUCUGGAUUUGGCGUUGCAUAUAUCUCGUAUCACAGGCUUUUCGGAUAUAAAUAUUGAUGACGUUCUUCCGACACGCCAAUUUUUUAACGAAUCAUUGGCCAUCGUCCUAGAUUUCUCGCCGUCUCCGUCACUUGCCGUCUUUGAUAGUUUGGUUCCUGUGCAGGAUGUGUCGUCGCCCGCCAUUCAUAUACGCUAUGAUGAGAAUGGGUACUCGUCGUAUGGGCGGGUACUUGUUGCCUUGCUGGAACUCGUGUCCUCACAUCGGCAUGUCGGCAGAGUCAAUCCAUGGGUGAUCGAACACCUUGCGAUCUUGGAAUUGAUGGCCAGAGAUUUUGUUAUGUCACCUGCCUCGCCAAACCCUCUUUUCAGGUCGUUGCCCUCUGAAGCAUCUCUCCGUUCGGUGGAAACAGUGUUAGACGCCUCGAAGAAAGCAACUACUUACAUAUUGUCAUUCUUCUCCACACGGCUCGACGCAGAUUGGCAUCGCAAAGUUGCUGCUAGUAUUCGCCCAGCAUCAUUAUCACGUGGAGCUGCCACUGCUGAUGGCUUCGCACUAUUUGUCUCAGAGCUGCUGAGGAAUUCGAUUAAAUCAAAGGACGUGAAUGGGCCGAGGGUUCUUCGUACAGUACUCCACGGAGUUUUGAGAGAGUCAGGCACCCCAGAAGUUGAUAUCUGGCUAAGCAUUGCUCGAGAGGUACAGGAACAAGCAAUUGCGACGGCAUGUGCCAUUUGCGGAUGCAUAACUGAACUAAAUUUUGAGACUCCGCGCCUUGACCGGUACAGGAACGAGUUAGCGAGUCGAAUAUCGGGCGUUGCUUCAGCUGAAGCGGAUACCCAGGGGCUGAGACUACUUCGCCUCCUCAAUGCUUGCGCGCCUUCCGAUGAGUCUUAUGCUGUGUUCCUCCCUCAGCAGCGAGUCGUUUUUAUGCUUCAAGGUUUGCAGAAGUGGGUUGCGGAAGAUGCUGAUCUUGGCGCACAAUUGGAGCUGGAACUGGUCACAGCACUUACCCAUAUUGUUUCGUUGAUUCAGUCCGUUCCUGGAGCUCACUGGGAUCUUAUUUCGAGCCUCAUUGAGAUGAAUCUAGAGGCAUGUUGUAUGUUGCUCAAGACACUGAAACUGCUUGUAAAGAUUGAUGACUUGGCAUCAUCAAACAAAGCCCUCCACUUGGACUGGACGGAUCGUCAGCGAGACAUCUAUCCCUUAGUGCGGAAACUCUUGUUCGAGCCUGCAGAUAUAGCGACAAGGUCAAAACCAAGGGAGGAAUUGCGCUCUCUUGUUGUAGACAUUGCAAGUUAUGCGGGCACCGCUAUUUUAGAUGACAGCUCUUUUGAGCCCCUCUGUUCACUGCUCAGCGAUAGCUCUCUAAAAGUCAAGAUGAUAACAUACGAGCUGCUCCUUGCUUCUGGGAAAGCCAGGACCGAGAAGCUGGUGAUUGAAGGAGAAGUGGAUGUGUCAGGCGACUUCCGUGCGAGCCUUCCUGUGGGACUGAUGAGUCUGCUGUCGUUGGAUUUUGAAGUGGAUGAUGAUUCAAGACAAGCACUUUCUUUCUUCCUUGGAUGGAUGGUUGUGUUUGGUGCAUUCUCGGAUGCUACACCUCGCAUCAAACAGGGCUACAUUGAACAACUCCGUGAAGCCGAGGUCGUUGACACUGGCCUCCUACCUUCUAUCUUUGAAAUACUCAAUGUCGACAAAUCUGGGAAGCCCUAUCUUCUUGAUCCAUGGUCGUUAGACGAGUUUUAUGUAUCCUUCUAUGAUACAUCAUUUCCGGAGAGCAUACACGUAUUAGCUGCUCACGUUUACUACAGAGCCCUCAUAGCCAUUCCCUCCAUCAUUCGGACUUGGUGGAUGAAUUGCAAGGAUCGAACAUUAUCUAGCAGCGUCACACACUUCACCAGUCAAUACUUUGCUCCAAUUAUUAUUAAGCGACAUUUAGAUAGCGUCCGGUCACCCAACAUCCUCAAAGAGCUACAGGACGAUUCCUUUGGAGUCAAAAUCAUACCGACCAUGCGAGAGAUACGCGCAAUUUAUAACGUUGACGAUCAGCAGAUGGAAAUAGGUUUGCAAUUACCUGCCGACUACCCACUGCAUGGCGCGGAAGUCAAAGAUGUUGGAAAAAUCGGUGUACCAGAGAGCAAGUGGCGUGCAUGGUUGUUCAACGUACAACAAAUAUCCCAGAAUGGGCUUCUCGUUGAUGCCUUAUUCUGGUUCAAGAAAAACGUAGCGUCCUACUUCGAGGGCAAGACCGAAUGUGCUAUUUGCUAUGCCAUUAUCAGCGUCAUGGACCGCUCGCUCCCGACUAAGCCAUGCAAAACGUGCAAGAACCGAUUCCAUGCAAGCUGUCUGUAUAAGCUCGUCAUGCCCCCUAUGCAGGUCAAAUAUCUUUUAACACGUUUGUCCAACCUUUGGCUAUUUUACACAUCUGUGGUGUAA
Molecule: messenger RNA, 5184 nt
Organism: Cantharellus anzutake
Lineage: Eukaryota; Fungi; Basidiomycota; Agaricomycetes; Cantharellales; Hydnaceae
Exons: 19
Coding region: 1-5184 (1727 amino acids)
Biological process (GO): rescue of stalled cytosolic ribosome; ribosome-associated ubiquitin-dependent protein catabolic process
Cellular component (GO): RQC complex; cytosol
Molecular function (GO): ribosomal large subunit binding; ubiquitin protein ligase activity
Source: RefSeq, a predicted model, not a curated record